GUACUGGCGUAGGAGGGCUUUGUGGGUUGUUUUGGUUUCGGAGGUAGCACAUGGAGGCAACGGGGGAUCUCAUUUGAAGCAACUUCAGGACGACCCUUUUACCAAGAACGCAUUAUCCUCCAAAUUAUGUCAGCUACAGGUCAGGCCAGCGGGAGCCGGGAUAUACCGGCAGUGAGGCGCGUCGCCGUCCUGGAGGCUGCCCACAUGCCCCAUGAGUACUCCACGACCCCCGGGGGGACCGUGUUCAGCACCACGCCCGGAGGAACUCGAAUCAUCUACGACAGGAAGUUCCUACUUCAGUGUCGCACCUCUCCCCUGGCUUGCACGCCUCCGAAGCUCCCAGACAUCCCGGGAGUCACUAGGCCCCUCAAACGGGAAUCCUCCUCUGAGAUCUGCCAACCGGGAAUGAGUGAGAGCGGUCAUACUGAGCACAGCCAACAUUCAGAGGGUGCAGGAGAAGAUGCCCAGUUUGACAUGGAUAUUUGAAGAGGAUCAGAACUAUUCCUAGCAUCUUCACCAUAGUUGCGUUGUGAGUGUAGACAAUUUUUUUUUUUUUUUAAGUUGAAUUAAAACAUAGCGAGUGUGAAAUCUAAAAUUAGGUUCCUUCAAGGAAAUUAUAUUUUAUUAGAACCAUUCAGGCCUUAUUGAAAAUGUUGUGGCAUACAUAAUGGGCGCUGCCAAAAUCCGUUUUAACUUAGCUUAAUAUUAAUUAUAAUAUAUACUGUAAUAUUGUGAUUCAGCAGCGGUUUUUAUAAUGUUUAAGUGGAAUAUUGCU
This is a messenger RNA of Hippocampus comes (tiger tail seahorse), 775 nucleotides long. RefSeq names its product eukaryotic translation initiation factor 4E-binding protein 2-like. Gene Ontology annotation, biological process: negative regulation of translational initiation. The record is from RefSeq and is a predicted model, not a curated record. Lineage: Eukaryota; Metazoa; Chordata; Actinopteri; Syngnathiformes; Syngnathidae. Gene Ontology annotation, cellular component: cytoplasm. The coding region runs from base 127 to 486 and encodes 119 amino acids. Gene Ontology annotation, molecular function: eukaryotic initiation factor 4E binding. The transcript is spliced from 3 exons.